Molecule: messenger RNA, 5027 nt
Organism: Bombina bombina (fire-bellied toad)
Lineage: Eukaryota; Metazoa; Chordata; Amphibia; Anura; Bombinatoridae
Gene: ZNF800
Product: zinc finger protein 800
Exons: 6
Coding region: 186-2192 (668 amino acids)
Source: RefSeq, a predicted model, not a curated record
CUUCUCCUUCCUUGGGCUUGAGUGUCGGGGCUGGCUAGCUGGCGGGGCGUUGCGCACGGUCAGAGCGCGUCAGUCUGUGGUUGUCUUGGGCGCUCUCCGGUGUGAGUCAUGUUUGGGAGGCUGUCUACUGAGCUUGAGUCUGAUGCAGCAAGCUUAGUAAUACUGGCUUUGUCUUAAAAUAAACCAUGGAAAAAAAUUACAUAGCACUUCGGAAGACGCACUUUUUGCGCAAUAAGAAUAAAAAUGAGAUUGAAGCUGGAGAAAGUAGAAUGAAUGCUCAAAAAAUACCCGUAAGGGACAAAUAUUGUCAGACUGACCAUGAUGUGGGCCCUUUUGAGCAAGGUACAUUUUCGGAGCCUGGAGAUCCACCUCUACUACAGCAGCAGGUGCAGACUUCAAAAUCUGGAAUCCAGCAAAUUAUUGAGUGUUUUCGAUCUGGAACAAAACAGCUUAAACACAUGCUACUAAGAGAAGUUGACACCAUCUUUGAAUGCAAAACAUGCCGCAGUCUCUUCAGAGGACUACCCAAUCUGAUCACGCACAAACAGUUUUACUGCUUAUCAAAAGUUUGUGUGGAUGAAAAUCCACCCAAUGAAAAUGAUAGACAAAGUCGAGCCAUAAAAGAUCUGCUAGAGGCAAUUUAUCCAAAAGUCAACGAACCAGAAUAUGUAAUAAAACUAGAACCCAUUCAGACCAAUAAAAAUGCUGUUUUUCAAUAUGUAACACCUGCUGACGCUGCAAAUGAGUGUGUUCGUAAAGGACCUGUACCAGAUUCAGAUGAAAUUCAAGUAGAUUCACCAACCUCUAAUAAAACUCUAGCAACUGAAAUAGCAGAAUCUACUCCUACAGUGCGUUUAAAAAGGGAUCUAACUACCUUUGAUUUAAAGAAACCAGUGAUAACAGACUGUGUUGUAUCUUUGGUUAAAGAAGUAAGUAUUACUCACCCAUUUUCAUGUCGUGUUUGCAAGAAAGAUUUUAACUGUCGGAGAGGUGUACGCAGACACCUUAGAAGGGUGCACAAAAAGAAGCUGGAGGACAUAAAGAAAUUUAUUGAACUGCAAAGAAGGCCAAUUCUGACUACUGCAAGAGGGCUCAGUAUAGUCGAUUAUACACCAAGUGGUACAAAGUGUCAAGUUUGCUUUAAAUCAUUUGCCACAAAAGCAAAUGUAAGAAGGCAUGUUGAUGAAGUCCACAAAGGAAUGAGACGGGAUUCACCCUCUGAGGCCCCUACAAAACCUGGGAUAGCUUUGGAAACUGGGUCCCCUAAAAAAUCUCUGAAAACUCAGAAGUCCCCUGUAAACUCUGACUUUACCCUAAGUUCAUGUAAAUGUCCCUAUUGCAAACGACGCUAUACCUCACGCUUCCUUCUAAAAAAGCAUGUACAGAUUGUACACAAGACCAUUCUUCCUGCCGUACAUUCCAAACUGGACAAAGGACACACGGGUAACACAGACAGCAAAGUAAAAGUGGAAAGCUCUGUAGACUCUACUGCCACUUCUGGUUCCCACUCACCUCAGAAUGAAUUAAAGGGAGCAAAUAAUGCAAAUGAGAAAAAGAGUACACUAACUACACAGAAGAAUAAAGUUAAAACUGAUGCAGAUUCUCCCAAGGCAAGUCUUCCAGUGGUAGGUAGCAAGAAAAAAUACCAGAAGACUAAACUUACGGCUAGCUUUGACUUUAAGCAGCUUUAUUGUAAGCUCUGUAAACGCCAGUUUACUUCUAAGGAAAAUCUAUCAAAACACAUUGAGUUACAUACGGAUGGAAAUGGUCUCUAUGUGAAGUUUUACCGAUGCCCCCUCUGCAAUUACGAGACUCGCCGUAAACGUGAUGUAAUAAGGCACAUAACAGUGGUACAUAAAAAGACAGCAAAAGCUCUAGUAAAACUUACUGCAAAUUUGGAAAGCAGAGCGAUCAAAAAACCUAUUGAUUGUAUUCUCAGUAAAGAUUUAAAACGAGGGCCCCAAAAAGAUGCAACAAAAACAUCUCCCAUAAAAAAGCAAGAUGGAGUUGAAGCUAGCAUUGAAGUUAAAGUCACCAAAAACUUUUCUUUGCUUAAAUGUAAUAAGUGCGGAAAAGCUUUUGCAAAAAAGGCUGAUUUGGAACAUCAUAAAAAAACCCAUAAAACAAAUUCCAACAAUUCUUCAGUGGAAACAAAAGGAAGAAGUACCAGAUCUAAAAUGCAUGCUUCUUGAAUGUACCCAAGUAAAUCGAUUUUUUUUUUUUUGAAGGCAAGAUAUAAUUCAUUUGAAACUUUUUCAGCAAACUUAAAAACAAACUAUCCCGUAUUUGCCUUCCUAUUUUAUGACCUUAUAUACUGCUGGAUGCUGCGGUUUAGAGAAUAGGUCAUUUUAGUUUUUGCCUGUUUAUACAGGAUGUAAUCUUAUCUAGUAGAAAAAAAAAAUCUGAAGAACGUUUAAUUGAAAUUUGUUUUUUUGGUAGUUUCAAGACACUUAUGAAGGAUGACCAGCUGAUGUUAAGAUAGUUCUUAAGUAAGAUGAGUUUUGUAACUGGAUAAAAUUAAUUGUAACCUUGAGAGAGACAUCAUGUCUUUGUUACACUGAUAUGAGUUAAAUUUUGAAAAAUCCUGAAAUAAGGGAACAUAAGUUUAAAUGUGAUGUAUUAAAAUGACAAGCAAAGUCGGCAAGUUGCAGCGUGAGGGGAAGUGGGUCUACAUUUUGUAAUCUACUGCCUGAAUUUUUAAAAUAGAAGUCAGCUUUCUGAUUGCUGUUGUGUUGUUGUUUUUUUUUUCGUUUUUUUUUCUUUUCAACUCAUAUUUGACUAUGUUGCUGUAUCCUCGAAUAUGGAAGUUUCUAAAGGAAUAUUAAAAAAAAAAGUGAAGAGAAAAAAAAAAUAUUCAUGUGCAUAAUUUAAUAAUUCAUAAUUCCCCUCCUGGAUAUUUUAGAUGAAAAGUGCAACUCAAAAGCUCACUUUUUUAUACAGCUAUUGAGUUGCACUUCAGUUCUAAUAUAUCCAUUCCAGUGUCAGACAAUUUUGUUAUUCGUUUGUGCAACGACUUACAAAAUUAUGCACCUGUUUACUUUUUAUAGCUGUUGAUUUGUAUUAAUAUAAGUUUUGCAACACUUCAUACCGAAGUUGGAUUUAUUUAAAAGAGGUAUUUCAGAAUUUAAUUUUUUUUAUUUUUUUUUAAUAAUGCAUGAUCCUGUUCAGAAUAAACAAGUUUUUUGUCGGUCUUCUGCUCCAUCCACAAAGCUUUGUUGGUUGGCCUUUUCAGCCAGCGACCAUAUACAACUGAUACUGCAGUAAUUGUUUAAACAUAUACAUUUUUAGCAAGUUUAAAUGCUUCCCUUUUGAAUCCAUGAUAGAAUUGUUUGAAGUACAAUGUCCCUUUUAAGCUUGACUCAAAUGCUAAUUCUGAAUCCAAAGCCACCUUCAUCAAAAUACUGUAUAACUAUACUAUUAAUCAAUUCUUUUGACAAUAUUAUAUCACCAUGUUUAUUUUUUUAUAACUUAAUUUUUAAAUAUUACUAUGCCUAUGGGGAAAUCUGAUCACAAUAUAAUUUAUGUUUAAUAUAUUUGUCAACCACUGCAUCAAUUAAUAACUGGAUACCAAUUUGAUACUUUAAAAAUAGUUUGUAAAUAUGUAUAUGAGGAUCCUUUAUUCUCGUGUAGUGUGACUCUUUUCCUUAGCCGAAUUUAUUCUUGUGAAAGAUCACCUCACCAAGAUUUGUGCAAAUCCAGAUCUUAGUGUGGUGAUCUUUCACAAGAAUAAAUCUGGCUUCAAAAAGUGCCGAACAGCAUGAGCAGGCUCCUAUUUCCGCAUUCUGAUCCUCACAAAGGAUCCAAAUGUACAUCCUCGGAACACACACCAUGGCUCCAAGCAGCUACACACUGCAAAUCACAAGGGCAUAACAUUUCAGCGGAUCCUCCCCCAAGCUUGGAGUGUCCGAACAGCGGCAGAUCGAGCUGCACAUGUAGCUUCCCGGCACAAAAAGAACUAUGGCACUACAAGGUGAUGUAAAAUAAAACGCCAAUUUAUUAGAAGUAUUCACAAAUACAAUGACAAACCUGGAUGGCAUCCAAGAGUUGGUUUGUCUGUUGAGUUCUGCACCCCCUAGAGGAGCUUAGUCAUAGUCUGACUAAGCGCCUCUAGGGGGCGCAAAACUCACCAGUCAGACCUUCUCUUGGACACCAUCCAUGUCUGCCAUUGUAUUUUUUAAUACUUCUAACACCUUGUAGUGCCGUAACUUCUUUUUUGUACCUGCCUUUCUUGAAUUUAUGACAUUAACAGCAGUUUAAUUGUUUGAGCAAGCUUUUUUGCAGUCUUGAAUAUCUCCAUAGAUUUUUUUGGAAAGGAAAAACUGUUAAAUUAUUAAGCUUGAUGAUAAUCUCCCCCAUUAUAAUAAUAUGAAAUUGACCUCCAAAUUUAAAACUUUCGUGUAGUUAUUAAGAUUUGUAAAUGUGGCAUUUUGUUAUGACCUUUCAUUUUUACAUAAUCUAUUGCAUUUUAAUUUCCUGGAGUAACUGUAGGAAGCUCCAGUAUUAAAUUAGUACUCUGCCUGUGUUUUCUGGGAUGGAAAAACCCAGAACAGAAAUGUCUUACUGUGAUGCAAUGUUUAUUAUCACAUUUUAUUUUCAAAGCAUUCGUGUUGGCACCUGUGAGUGCUUUCUGAGAUUACUUAAAAAAUGUAACAGUUUGUCCACUUCUCUAUAUUAAAAUAGGUGUUUUGCUAAACCAAGCAGGACAAUAGUACGUAAUAUGUUUUGUAAGUGGAGGUCUACAGCAAUUUCCUCUUACGAGAUAGGGAAUGGUGGAAAAUUCUGAUUCAGGUACACCUGUGACUUGUAAAACAACCCUUGUCAACAUUUAAAGGGCACUGCUGUAAAAAUGUCCCUCUGUGAUAUGUACCCAAUGAUCUGUUUUACACGUUGGAGCGUAUCAUUUUGGUUAUAAUUGGUUCCUUUAUCUUUAGUUUGUCAUUUAAAAUAACUGAUUUUACCUGUUAAUAAACUAUGUAAAAAUUGCAAUAACAAGUUCCCAAUGGGGGUGGAAUAAAGAGAUAAUACAA